This is a messenger RNA of Plasmodium falciparum 3D7, 1629 nucleotides long. RefSeq names its product putative ubiquitin-activating enzyme. Gene Ontology annotation, molecular function: ubiquitin-like modifier activating enzyme activity. Lineage: Eukaryota; Apicomplexa; Aconoidasida; Haemosporida; Plasmodiidae. The record is from RefSeq and is a predicted model, not a curated record.
AUGCAAAACUCUGUAAAUAAAAAAAUAAGAAUGAAGUUAAAUGGCAUCGAUAAAAGGAGUAGCAUAAAUAUUAUAACUAAUGAUAUAGCAUCCCAAUUAAAUAAAAAAACAAUAAGUAAUAAUAAUAAUAAUAAUAAUAUAAAAAUCAAUAUAAGUAAUAAUGAUAAUAUCCAUAAAAUUACGAAUGAUAAUAAGAAUGACGUACAAACUAGUAAUGUCCGAAAAAGACAUUCAGUAGAUACAAUAUAUAAUUUAAAAAAUUUAAGUAAAAAUAUAAAAAUAAAUAUAGGUAGCUGUUCAAAUAACCAUAAAACCUUAACAAUUAAUAAUAUGAACAGUGUAGAAAAAAAUAAUAUUGAAAAGAAUGUAAAUAAUGAUAAUAUUAUGAAAGAUAAUAAUUAUGUAAAUAAUAUAAAAGAUAAUAAUAUAUAUGAUAAUAAUUAUGAAAAAAAUGAAAAAAAUAUAAAAGAAAUUGAUAAUCAUCAAAAAACUGAUAGCGUUGUAAAAAGCGAUAUAAGUUUAAAAAAUGACCUAAACAGAAAAAGUAACACAAGUCAAAAAAGUGAUAUUAGUAUAUCAAGUGAAAUAAAUAAAAGUGGUAGUACUAGCCGUAUAAAUAUAAAUAGUAUGAAUAAUGUAACCCAUACAAAUAGGAAGAGUACAAGUGAUUUAUUGAAUGAUUUAACAAAUAAAAACAACACAAAUUAUAUUCACAAUAAUAAUAAUAAUAGUAGUAGUAGUGUUAUGAAUGGAGAUAAAAAUAAUUAUAAUUUUAUACAAAGAAAUAAAGAAGUUUUAAAAAAUAAUUUGAAAAUAUUUUUUAAAAAUGAAAAUAUUCCUUUUUCAUUUCUUUAUCAUAAAGUAUUAACAAUAUUAAAGUCACAUUAUAAUAAUCAUGUUAGUAAUAAUCCUACAACAGCUAAUAAAGGUAUAUCCUUUUAUCAUAUGGAAAAUAUGUUAAUAAAUUUAGGUUUUAAAGGAGUCGAUAUUAAUAAUCAUUUAUUAUUAAGUUAUUUAGCCUCCUCAAAACAAAUAAAAGUUGAUAUGAAUGAAAAAAGACUAUGUUAUAUGAAUCCAUAUAUCGAUAUUACAAAUAUGAAUGCUUUAUUAAAUAAAAUUAAUAAACAAGGAUUUUUAUAUGGAUAUGAAAUUAAUGAUGAUUUAAUAAAUACUAAUAAAGAAGUUUAUAAAUGGAUAAAUGUAUUAUUAUAUGAAAAAAAAGUAAGAUGUAUAAGAACUAAUAAUAGUCAUUUAAGAGGAAAACUCAAAUGUAAAAAUAUACCAAAUGUAUGUGAUAUAUAUGCAAAAACUAAAUGUGAUAAUUGUUUCUAUAAUCUAAAAGGAUAUCUUUUCUUCCCACUCUCCUAUGAACAUAUAGAAAAAGAAAGAUAUUCAAUUACAAACGAUAUGAAAAUGUUAUGGGAUGAAAUAUCGCUACCUUCACUUGAUAAUAUCUUAAAAGAAUAUAAAUUGAAAUCAACAAAUAAUGUUUUUAUGAAUGAAAAUUUACCAAAGAAAAAAAAUAAAGAUGAUAAAUUAUCACCUAUUCUUAAAAAAAUGAAGAGAAUAUAUAAUACACACUUAUUCACUGCAGAUGAAAUUAAAAAUGAGUUUAUCCACAAAAAAUAA